Molecule: messenger RNA, 429 nt
Organism: Gadus macrocephalus (Pacific cod)
Lineage: Eukaryota; Metazoa; Chordata; Actinopteri; Gadiformes; Gadidae
Product: lactose-binding lectin l-2-like
Exons: 1
Coding region: 1-429 (142 amino acids)
Source: RefSeq, a predicted model, not a curated record
AUGUUCUUGCGCUCCGUUCUCCUGUGUGGCCUGCACGCCCUCGCCCUGGCAGGUCUGCUUACCGAGCCUUCAGCUGACUCCAAGGUGAAGCUUGAGCGCGGCUCCUGUCCGUCCUUCUGGUAUGAAUUUGACACCGACUGCUACAAAUAUGUUGCUAGCCUAUUGACCUGGGCCGAUGCUGAGCUCUACUGCCAAUCUUUGGGCGCAAACCUGGUCUCUAUCCAUAGCACCAGCGAAAUGAUCUUCAUUGUCAGGCUGAUACAGAACUUUGACCCAACCAAAGGGAACCACUGGAUAGGACUCAGUGAUGUGCAUAAAGAAGGCUCCUGGAUAUGGAGCGACGGGUCCCCAGUAGAUGCUGCUUUUUGGACAGAGCCAAACAACCAUAAAGGAGCGGAGGAUUGUGUCCACAUGACAUAUUGGAAGUAG